AUGCGCCACAGGCCCGAACGUCUGGAGGCUGAGCUGGGUAAGGAACCACAGACGGUCUACUUGGGCGUAGACCCAACCGCACGGUCGCUUCACGUCGGGCACCUUGUCCCCUUCCUAUGUCUGCUGCAAUUCCAGCUGCAUGGUCACAAAAUCAUCCCUCUGAUAGGAGGGGCUACGGGGCUGAUUGGAGACCCGUCCGGCCGCUCAACAGAACGUCCGCUCUCCUCAAAAGAGACGAUAGAGUACAACGUCGGCCAGCUCACUGAAGCCAUCCAUCGCUUCUUCGAGCGAGCCACGGAAUAUGCCGUCAAGCGCACGCCGACGUCUGCUACCUCGAUACAUCGACCGAAUAUCCAGAACAAUCUAGAUUGGCUAAAGAACCUCAACCUGCUCGAAUUCCUCCGCACCGUUGGCUUCCACAGCAGGGUGAACUCUAUGCUUGCACGCGAAAGCGUCCAGGCUCGCCUCUCUUCACAACAAGGCAUCUCCUUCACGGAGUUCACAUACCAGCUGUUGCAGGGGUACGACUUCUUGACCCUGCAUAGGACGUUUGGGUGCACGAUCCAACUCGGCGGUUCCGACCAAUGGGGCAACAUCAUCGCCGGCCUCGAGCUCAUUAAUCGCGCAAAUGCGGUCCCGGGCGCGGUGGACACACAAAUCCCCACGGAGAAGGGCUACGGCAUCACUACGCCCUUGCUCACCACCGCCUCCGGGCAGAAGUUUGGCAAGAGCGCCGGGAACGCGGUCUCGCUCAACGAGGCGGACACCAGCGUGCUCGACUUCUAUCAGUUCUUCCUGCGGUCGUCCGACGCGGACGUCGGGCGGUACCUCAAGAUGUUCACCCUGCUGCCUCUUGAGGAAGUAGAGGGCGUCAUGCAGAAGCAUGCAGAAGCACCGCACGAACGUUAUGCCCAGCGCCGGCUCGCCGAGGAGGUGACGGAAUUAGUGCACGGAGUCGACGGCGUGUCGCGCGCGGAAACCGCCACCAAAAUCCUCUUCGAACGGGACAUCUCGUCCGCGACGGCAGCGGACGUCGUUUCCGCGCUCGCGGGGCACCCCGUUUUGCGCCUGUGCGACGCGUCACAAGCCCUCAACGUUCCGAUCACGAAGCUCGCGAGCACGUUCGGCGUCGUGGCCUCCAACAGUGCCGCACGCCAGCUCGUGUCCUCGAAGGGACUCUACUUGAAUAACGUCCCGGUGGCCGACGUCCACCGGAAGCUCACGCCAGGUGAUCUUCUCGACGGGCGGAUCGCCUUCCUGCGCGCUGGGAGCCAGAAGGUGGCGGUGAUCGCCUUGCGGUAG
Molecule: messenger RNA, 1302 nt
Organism: Epithele typhae
Lineage: Eukaryota; Fungi; Basidiomycota; Agaricomycetes; Polyporales; Epitheliaceae
Exons: 7
Coding region: 1-1302 (433 amino acids)
Biological process (GO): tyrosyl-tRNA aminoacylation
Cellular component (GO): mitochondrion; cytosol
Molecular function (GO): tyrosine-tRNA ligase activity; RNA binding; ATP binding
Source: RefSeq, a predicted model, not a curated record